Spizellomyces punctatus DAOM BR117 is the source of this 1946-nucleotide messenger RNA. RefSeq lists its product as hypothetical. The coding region runs from base 1 to 1497 and encodes 498 amino acids. The transcript has 8 exons. Lineage: Eukaryota; Fungi; Chytridiomycota; Chytridiomycetes; Spizellomycetales; Spizellomycetaceae. Gene Ontology annotation, molecular function: G protein-coupled receptor activity. Gene Ontology annotation, biological process: G protein-coupled receptor signaling pathway. Gene Ontology annotation, cellular component: membrane. The record is from RefSeq and is a predicted model, not a curated record.
AUGCCCAUCGAUGUAAUAAAGCCAUUGGCACCAAGUGUCCUCGUCAGCAAGGAAGACUAUCCUCCUUCUUACCGCGCUAACUUUGGUCAUCCGGAUGAUUUGGUCGAAGCUAGUACCAAAAUUGAACCAGACAUCUUCUAUUAUGCUUUGGAUGAAUAUCAUCGCUUGUUUGCUCGGUUGCCCAUUCGCUUGAAUGGGGACACAUUUACAUCAGCAACAUUCAUUCUGGACACUGGUGCUUCGUGCGGAAUUUAUGUGAACAAGGGUCUUGAACAGUUGCUGACCGAACACGGUCGUAUACAAGACGAUGAAUUGGGGUUUAGUUACAUGGACAUUGACCACCUCGAGCGGCAAGUCAAGGUUAAGAUUGAGCAGGUGCCGGAAAAUCAUGCGCAAGUCAACAUCAUUGGCUUGCCCUUGCUGCUCAGCGUCGGCCUGAGUAUUGGAAUCGGUCAUCCUGCUGAUCGCCACUUUGAUCAGGAGCAUGCCUAUUCAGAUUUGUGUCUAUUAUGCCUAGCUAACCGAAACAUAGAGCCAAAGCCCGUUGAAUCCACAACGCUGGACCCUGUACAACCCAUGGGUGAUUCAGAUUACGCAUAUACCAGAGACAUUCACAGGCGAAGGAAGAAGGAUGGAAGAUUCGAUGAACAAGGAUGCGGUACCCCUUCCUUAACCUCGGGACUUCGGAGGAAAGACGAAGAUGCCCCAAAUACACAGCCGAAAAGCGUGCACCUUGGAUUCCUGCUACGUCACUUGCCUGGCUCCGCCAUGGAGUUGCGUGAAGUUGAUUUAGCAGCAUCCUAUAUACUGGAAGCCGACCUUAUAUCACUGUCCGCAGUAUGUGCGGUGAUCUGCACAAUUGGGGUCGUUGGAAAUGCCUUCGUGGUUCUGCUCUUUAUCACGAAUAAUAAGCUGAGGACGGUCACUAACGCUCUUGUUCUAAAUUUGAGCGUCAACGAUCUUGGUCUUUCGCUUUUCAGUGCAAUUAUACUGUGGGCGAACGUGGCUUCUGAAAAAUGGGCCCUGGGAUAUGUUGGAUGUCAUAUCAACGGACUUAUCAACAUUCUGUUUUGUGGAGGAAGUUUAGUAGGUCUUGCAAUAGUAGGCUAUGAGCGCUACCUCGUUAUCGUCAAGCAUACGCCCAUGACCGCACGGAAAGCGCUUCUGGCUGUAAGCUGUGCCUGGUGCUACUGCAUAUGUCUUAGCUCCUUUCCAUACUGGUUUGGAGACCGUUAUGUUCUUUCGUCUUCUGGGAUAUAUUGCGGAGGUUGUACGUUGGUAUUGCAUGGUCUCUCUAUGGCUCUCACUCACGCCCGCAUCGAUGAAUGUAGGAGACUGGUCAAACCGGAAGCCGACUGCUAUCAUCUUCUCCAUUCUCUGCCUGAUGACUGUCUCCCUGCCGAUGAAGUUCUUUGCCGUCAUGUAUUACCACAUCCUGCGUACUGCUCGAGAAAACACACGCUGUUGGGCGGCUCGGGAAGGCCCUCAUUCCAAUGAUGUUGACCCGAAAGAACGAUUGGCACAAGUUCUGGAAGCGCGGAUUGCCCGCAAAGCAGCCAUACUCGUGCUCGUAUUUGUUGUCAAUUGGUUGCUGUACGACGUGCAGUUUAUGUGGGAGUUAACAGCAGGGCGCCAAGCAGAGAAGCGGUUGUGCCAGCUCUCAAUAUUAGGCUGCUAUUUAAACUCAGCAUGUAAUCCGCUCCUCUUCAUCACCUUGGACGCCAAGUGGAAGAGCGCUGCGUACAAUAUUCUGGGCAUCAAGUGGAAAAGAAGGAACUCAGUAGUCGGCCAAGAUAAAGCAGCGAAACAGACCGAACUGAAGGCCACUUAUAGUGUUCAUGAAACAAUCGACCUAUAAGCGGACUAUGAUGUCAGUUGUUUGCACUGUAAACAGCCAAUGUAUUUUUGGUACCAUAUUACACCAAUACAGAAAGGAUAAACGAAAA